GACCUCAACCGUGAGGAGUUGAAAGGCUGGUCCGUGAAAUGCACAAUCCCGGGCUCAAAGUGUGAGCAAGUUCUCGGUUGAUGCAAGCCACGAGGUCCGAUUUCCCCCCGGACGCGGUGCGCAAUUGUUGGAUCCAUCGGAGAGCAAGAGGGAUUCGCUUCAUGAAACGUUGCUUCAGACAGCUCGUAUGUGCAGAGUGAUUGACUGUCCUCGUAUGAAUGGGCGGCAGUCCCAUGUCGCCCCGUCAUGGCAGCUGGGGGGUCAGGCGGAUCUGCGGCAGCCCAGGAAACUAUGCCCCAAACACCAAUUUUCCCAAGCAUGCUUGGUACCAGUUGUAGUGGACAUGUGCAACCAGACAUGGAGGAGAAAUGCGGUGACCCAGUUUACCAGGAUGGCAGCCUCGUAUCAGGGUCCCUUGAGGUAUUGAUUGAGCACUUGGUACCCACGGUCGAUUACUACCCUGAUCGGACUUAUAUCUUCACCUUUCUCCUGAGUUCCCGCGUCUUCAUCCACCCUCAAGAGUUGCUGGUGAAAGUCGGGCAAAUCUGCACCAAGCAGCUGGAAACAGGAUUGGAAGCAGAUAAGGCGAGGGUCAAGGAAUUUGUCCCAAAGAUCAUCCAGCUUCUGACUGAGUGGACAGAAACAUUCCCACAUGACUUUCAAGAUGAGAAAUCGAUGAAAGAGCUCAAGGACAUUACUCACCAGAUAGCACAGUGCGAUGAGGAAAACUCCAGUGUGAAGAAAAGCAUUAGCCAGAUGACCCAAAGUCUGAUCCGCAACCUCUCGAUCCACAGCCACCAGGAAGCUCGGGAAAUAAUCAAGCCGUCGGUCACGGAUAGGCUGCCCAUCCUGAAAGCCAAGACACCGUCCAGCCAGAAGGACAUACUAAGCGUGUGCAAUGAUCCCUGUGUCUUAGCUCAGCAACUAACCCAUAUCGAGAUGGACCGACUAAUGCACAUCACCCCGGAGGAGCUGGUGCAUAUAUUCAACCACAUGGAUUCAAUGGACAAUCAUAAGACCUGUCGCAGUGACAUCAAAAAGACAUACAGCUUGGAAGCCUGCGACAACUGGUUUAAUCGGCUGAGUUCGCUGGUCGCCACCGAGAUAUGCAGAGUUGGAAAAAAGAAACAGCGAACGCGUGUGGUCGAAUUUUUCAUCGACGUGGCAAGAGAAUGUUUCAACAUUGGAAACUUCAAUUCCCUAAUGGCAAUCAUAUCCGGCAUGAACCUCAGCCCUGUUGCCCGACUGAAGAAAACUUGGUCGAAGGUCAAAAAGGCGAAAUUUGAAGUCUUGGAAAAUCACAUGGAUCCUUCCAGCAAUUUCUCUCACUACAGAACAGCUCUUCAGGGGGCUGUGCAGCGAUCCCAGACAGCGCACAGUAACCGUGAGAAGGUUGUCAUUCCAGUUUUUAAUCUCUUCAUCAAAGACAUCUACUUUCUGAACAAGAUUCAUGCCAACAGACUGCCUAAUGGGCAAAUUAACUUCAAGAAAUUCUGGGAAAUUGCCAAACAGAUCAGUGAGUUUAUGAUGUGGAAACAGGUGGAAUGUCCCUUUGAGAAGGACAAGAAGAUCAAAAACUAUCUUCUGACAGCUCCUGUCUACACAGAAGAAGCACUUUACUUAGCUUCAUUUGAGAGUGAGGGACCUGAGAACCACAUGGAGAAGGACAGUUGGAAGUCACUCAGGGCCACACUUUUGAACAGAGCAUGAAGCAACCACUUUGUACACACCAGACUCUGCGAAUCAUUUGCACUGCAUCAGACUUUAGCUCCAUUUUGGAAGAGAAGAGACUUGGUUUGGUCACUUGCCUUUAAAUUUGUAAAUUUGAUUUUGAUUCAGAUUCGGAUCGUGACUGUACAGAGAGAAAGUGGCCGAAUCUUGGGGCUUUGCUCCCACUGGCUGGGAUAUGUUUAUUCAAUGCCUUUUACAGCAGACAUUGUGCUAUGACUUAAAGUCACUUGUAAAAUAAUUGGAAGACUACAAGAAGGCAGAAGACUGACUUUUGCCAUGGGGCAGGACCCUUUAAUAAAGAGAAGCAUCAUGGGAGAUCCCUGGCUGCUGUUUCUAUGGAUACUGGUAGAAAUAGGACAAUGGCAGCCUGUGAGAAAUUCCUACUACGGUCAAUUCAUUCUUUGUUUUGUGACAAUUUGCUGCUUCUGUUGGUGUGCGUGUGUAUGUGUGCGUGUGUGCACGCGUGCGUGCAUGUGUGUAUGUGCACAUGCGAGUGAGAGGAUAAGAGAUGAAGUGAGUUACGGGUAUAAACAGAAGGGACUUUAUUGCACCAGCCCAGAAUCCUGACUUAUGUAGGGGCGGGGGUAGAGGACAAAGUUUAACCGGACAAGAUUAUACAAGGCAGAGAGGUGAACAUCCAACACAGAGUAUGUAAUGAUGUUUCUAAACAGCAGCUUGUGAUGUACUGGAUUGAAACAGCACCAGUACUGUGCCCAUUGAGAAUGUGCAGAUUUAACAUUGUGAACUAUAACUCAUGGUUUCAUUGCUCUUAUUGAUUGAAGAGUAUUUAUUUUGUGCAGCGUCCAUGUCUCACUUAGAAUGAAGGACUCAUUUUCUGCCCUACUGCACAUGUUGUUCUGUAUCACCUGAAGCGAGACAGUCCCAAGAACUGAGGAGUACCUUGAACCUGCUGUAGAGUCCAUGACACUGCCUCUCCAACUCAAACUCAUCUUACCACCGACGUUUGCCUCAUUCACAAAACCAUCCUUCAAUGAAACUUUAUCACUUUGCAAUUGUUUAAUGUGCCUGACCAGCUGGGCAUCUUCCAAAUUCUCUGGUUCUUCUGUUAACAUUGAAGUUUUGUUUAAAUCAGACUCUUAAAAGAUUUAAAUAGUUAAAUACCACAUCAGAUCUCAACAAAACAUUCCUAAUACUAGAACCACCCUCCCAGAUGCUGCACAAGGGAUCAUGUCCAAUUUGGAAUAUUGUGCAUGGAGGCUUAUAAAUGCACAAUGAUUGCCCAUCUUUGGGGUUAGAUGGAAAAUUAAUGAUAAGGAAUUUGAUGGAUGGGGCUUGUCAACAAUGGGGGUGGGGCAGAGAAAUAAUCAUCUUGGUUGGGGAGAAAAGUAUGGGAAAGAGCUCCAAGGAGAAUAUUUGUGUAGAAGUUGAUAAACAGCUUGGUAAUGAUAGACCAAGGGAAAUGGAGUCUUUAUCAGGGGUUUCCAACCUGGAGUCCAUGGACCCCUUGGUUAAUGGUUGGGGUCUGUGGCAUAAAAAAGGUUGGGAACCCCUGGGCUAGAUGGAUUUUUAAUAGGGAAAUAUUAUUUCUGUAGCUGAAGAGCCUAGGUUAUCUAAGUUUAGCCUGUGAGACAUCAAACCCACCAACUUAACUGUUUGGUUAAAAAUUGGUACAAAAUGAAUGGCCAGAGAAAUCUUGAUAACUUAGAUGUAUUAAACUAGUAGGAAUGGGCAUUUGAUAUUUGGCCAGGACACUGAGGGCCAAUGACCUCAUAUCUAUGCUCUAUGAUUCUAUAAAUUCCUUAUAGAAGUGGUGAGACAUGAACUCGUUUCAGCAUCACACUAUAUCAUUUUGCAGUGCCCAGGACUGGUAGUGUCUUUCUCUCUCUACCACAGGUUAAGAGUUGAUUCUUGGCAAUAAUCCCAGAAAGUGGGGCUAAUCAUAAUCCCAAGUAUUCAGUAAUAUAGAAUCUGCUCUAACAGAAACCUGAGAAUAAGGUUAUAGUAAUUCAGCGGAUUGCAUGGGCAAGCUGGGAGACACAGGGACUUCUAAAUGUGAUUUGUGAUGAUCUGACUGUCCCUUGAAUACCUUAGAAACAAAAUCAUAAAUGGUGGGAGAUCCAAAAAUCUUAGAACUUCAGCAAAACCACUCGUUAGAUGUGCACGUUAAACGCAGCCUGGGAUGAGAAUGAAAAGAAAGCCAAUUAACUAGCUUUGGAGUGCUUGGUGGUGCAUUCAAAUAAAUGAGAUCCUCUCAUUGAGAUGUGUACAGAAAAUGCCAGAAGCCUUCAGCAGGUCAGGCAGCACCUGGAGGAAAAGGUUGAAAACCCCUCAUCAAGAUCUGCUUGAAUAGUUGAUGAAAGGUCAUUUCCCUCCCUUCCCCUUUCUGAAGGGGUCUCCCUGUCUGCUGUUUGCCCAGAGAUUUCAAGCCCAAGAGCUCAUGCUAACUCUACCAUUUAUAAUCCCCUAGCCCUGCUCCUUACGCACACAUUGAUAAAGUUUCAGGAACGUGUCAUUUCCUAUCUCCUACAAUGCCAACAUCAUACCACUGCCUUUGAUGUUACAGUGAAAAGAUUGUUAGAUGUGCCUAUGUGGAAUGGAGCUGUCCAUAACUUGUAUUGGAUUUAGUUACAUGUACAAUACCAGGAAAGUUUCUGUUCCAAAUAAAUCAAAGGUCAUUUUGUCCUUAGAGUCAGUCUUAGAACACUACAGCAACAAAAAACAGGCCUUUCAGCCCUUCUAGUCCAUGCCAAACUAUUACGCUGCUUAGUCAUUGACCUGCACCAGGACCAUCCGCCUCCCAUCAAUGCACCUACCCAAAUUUCUCUGAAUUGUAGAAAUUGAACCUUCAUCCACCACUUCGACUAGCAGCUCGUUCCACACUCUGAGCACCCUCUGAGUGAAGAUGUUCCCCUAAUGUUCCCCUUAAACACUUUACCCUUCACCCUUAACUUCUAGUUCUAGUCUCAGUCAACCCAAAUGGAAAAACCUUGCUUGCAUUUAUCCUAUCUGUAACCCUCACAAUUCUGUAUACCUCCUCCAAAUGUCCCCACUUUCUCCUAUACUCCAGGGAAUAGAGUCCUAUCUUAUUCAUCCUUUCCCUAUAACUUGGGUCCUCAAGUCGCAGCAACGUCCUUGUAAAUUUUCUUCCCACUCUUUCAAUCGUAUUGAUAUCUUUCCUGUAGGUCCUAGCUGACUUUGACAUUAUAAGCCAUCCUGUCAUUCCUGUCUCUGGUAGGAAAUCUGCAGUUGGUUCUCACCACACCCUGGCAGACCCAGGGUCCUCCAAAUAUUUGCCCAAAUAGUGCACAAACAUAGUUGAAGGAAGUCACAGCUGCAUUUUUACAAUCUUUGCAAGGACGGUGCUUUAUCUGGAUUUAUUGACUCAUGACACCCAGUGAGAUUAUUGUAUGCAGUCAAGGACAAGCAAUCAUACAACAAAUCCUCAAGGCAUUUUCUGAAGCUCACGUUUAUAACUUGUGCAUUUGUGACUUUUAAAGAAAACUUACAAGCACAUCUGUGUGAUUCUGUGAGGUGGAGCAGCGUCUAAGGCGGUAGAAUAAAUGACAGCUCCUUCUUAGAAAAUGACGAUUUGGUUGCAUGUACAAAAAUAGUUUGUGGGUUUCUGCUUUGUUACCAAGGGACUGAUACAGCAACACUCGCAAGCUGAUCAGUGAGUCGUUGCUUCAGUGUCACUUGGGCAGAUGGCUAUCACAGAAAACAGGCUAGCGUCACCACAGCUCCUUCUUGUAUCUAUCCUGCAACUAAAUGCAAUUUCAAAUCUCCAUAGAUAUGUCCCCCUUCCUUCAAAAGAUAACAACUCCCUUUGUUUUCUUGCAUGGGAGACACUUUACCCCACCUUCAAAAGAAAAAGCAGCACUCCUGAAAAUGAAUCUUUUAUUUUUUGUUUCCCCCGCUGGAGGGUUUAUGUAUUCAAAGCACUGAAUGCAUCAUGCAACAGUCUCGAUGUUUUAAUUGUUGGUUUUUAUAAAGAUACAAAUACAGAAAAUAAAUUAUGUGAAAUGAGAA
This is a messenger RNA of Hypanus sabinus (Atlantic stingray), 5718 nucleotides long. Its product is annotated as ras-GEF domain-containing family member 1A-like. The transcript is spliced from 15 exons. NCBI's taxonomy places the organism in Eukaryota, Metazoa, Chordata, Chondrichthyes, Myliobatiformes, Dasyatidae. Gene Ontology annotation, biological process: Ras protein signal transduction; positive regulation of GTPase activity. The record is from RefSeq and is a predicted model, not a curated record. Gene Ontology annotation, molecular function: guanyl-nucleotide exchange factor activity. The coding region runs from base 247 to 1710 and encodes 487 amino acids. Gene Ontology annotation, cellular component: plasma membrane.